Messenger RNA from Eremomyces bilateralis CBS 781.70, 844 nucleotides. RefSeq lists its product as uncharacterized. The coding region runs from base 59 to 655 and encodes 198 amino acids. The transcript is spliced from 3 exons. NCBI's taxonomy places the organism in Eukaryota, Fungi, Ascomycota, Dothideomycetes, Eremomycetales, Eremomycetaceae. The record is from RefSeq and is a predicted model, not a curated record.
GCAAAGUGUGCUUUUGCCCCUUCGUCACUUCAGAGCGGAGCAAAUAUACAUUGUCAGUAUGGCCCUGGCUGCAACACCGACUCUUGGGGCCAUAGAGGCGGAUAUAUCAAGCCUCGAGUCCUCCGUGCUCGCCCUUGUUGGAGGUAUAUUGAGUACAGGAACGCUGUCGAAUCCUGCCCCAACCGACCUUGGAGCCGGACUCAUCUCCGAGCUGCUUUCCGGAUUGCCGACAAAUGUGCCAACGAACCUCGUAGGGAGUGGGAUACCAAUUAUCCCAUCCAGAUUAACAAGAAUCUCAACCAGUACACACCACACUACCCGAACCGGUAUUGACGAAAAUUCUAUGAGCCUGUCUACCGCUACCACUGGAGCCAACCAGCUAGCCCAAACGAAAGGCGGCCUCACAACGGAACAGAAAGUCGGUAUCGGAGUAGGUGUGGGCCUUGGGGUAAUAUUCCUCGCCACUAUCGUCCUCUCUGCGUUCGUCUUUGGACGUCUCAGUGCACGACGAGCAAAGAAGAUGCAACCAACGAUCCCUGCUGGCACGGAUAUGCAAAAGAAGGCGCAGCCUAGAUUUCAUGCACAGACGGCCGAACUUCCUAUAACCACGUAUAAUUCUCCAUAUGCGGCAGAGUUGCCUGCGAAGAGAUAUUAGGUCGACCGGUAUGCAUCGACUAGACAUGGACCCGUGCUACUACCCGAACGACUAAGUGGUUCUUAAUGGUCAAGAGCGAUAUCCACUAGGAUCCCGUCCUUCCAGAACUCGAUCCGCUAGCAGAAAUCGUUUGGUUGGCCUCACCAGUGGAGAAGAUACCCAAUCGGAACCUGUGUGAUGAAGGAGACU